Pseudopodoces humilis (Tibetan ground-tit) is the source of this 2149-nucleotide messenger RNA. RefSeq names its product interferon lambda receptor 1 (gene IFNLR1). Gene Ontology annotation, biological process: cytokine-mediated signaling pathway. Lineage: Eukaryota; Metazoa; Chordata; Aves; Passeriformes; Paridae. The record is from RefSeq and is a predicted model, not a curated record. Gene Ontology annotation, molecular function: cytokine receptor activity; protein binding. Gene Ontology annotation, cellular component: plasma membrane.
AUGAGAAUGGACCAAGGAAAGACGUUUAAGAGAAGUGGGAAGUUCUGCUUUGCUGUGUGUGGAUGGAGGGUGGGAGCACUGAUGGCUCUGUGCCUUCUGCAGCAGGCUCGAGGUCACGUUCAACUUCUCCCUCCUCAAAAUGUGACCCUGCUGUCAAAGGAUUUUGCCCUGAUUUUGACCUGGGCUCCAGGGGAAGGCUCUCCCCCAGGUGUGACCUACACUGUGAGGUAUGAAAGCCAGGAUCGCCUGGACAGAUGGAUGAAGGUUCCUCACUGCAAAAACAUCCCCAGAUCCUUCUGCAAUCUGACUUGUGCCCUCUCCAGCUUCUUUGUUAAAGUGCGGGCUCGGGUGAAAGUGGUUUGGGGACGGUCCCAGUCGCCGUGGGUGAAAUCCCAGUUCAAGGAUUACUACUCAGAUGUGGAACUGGCUCCCCCCGUGCUGACCCUGAAUGUCAGCAGGAAUUCCAUCCACGUGAGUGCCUCCUUCCCUCUGCCCAAGUGUGUGGAGAACCUCACUUGGAAAUAUGACCUGAACCUCUGGGAAGCAGGAUCUGAAGACAAGAAGAAAUAUGAAGGUUACUUCAGGAAGGACACGGUGACCAUCAACACCACUGCUCUCAGAGGCAAUUACUGCUUCAGUGCCAGGGCUCUCUAUGAAAGCAUCAGCUUGAAGUACAGCGAAUUCUCCCAGCCUGUGUGUGUGCAAUUAAACCACAAAGCAGUGGAGUGGAAGUUCCCACUUCUGGUUAUGAUCCUUCUGCUUGUCCUUAUCUUCGUGGUCAGUCCCUUCAUCUGCUGCCUGGUGAAACACGAGGCCAAGGAAAGGAAGAUGCCUCUGGUUUUGGAUUUCUCUCAAUUUAAAGAAGCUGGACCAACCUUGCACUUGGAGCUGAGUGAAAAGGAACUCUGCAGUGAUGAUCUGAACUGCACAGAGAAGCCAGUGCCUCAAAGGAGGACAAACAGAGCUUUAGGAGAGCAUCACCUGCCAUGGAUGGCUUCUUUUCCAUCAUCAUCAUCACCAUCAGAGGAUGGGGAUGAGGAGGAAGAAGACAGCAGCCCUUUGAUCCCAUACCAUGAAAUGCCUCGGUAUCCAAAGAGACAUCUCAGCUGCCGGCCUCCCGCAGCAGCUGCGGGGGAAAGCAGCUUGGAUUCAGGAUCUGCAGGGCUCUCUGUGGACACCGGAUCUGUGCUUGACCUCAGAGCCCUGGGAUUCACUCUCUUUGCAGAGAGGAAGGCUGAGGUGGACACCUCGGGGUCCCAGGAGGAGCAGGAGACGUCUCUUUACCUCUGUUCCUCUUUGGGAAGGAUAUCCCUCACUGAUGUGAGAUUCCCAGGUGCCAGUGAGCGUGGGCAGGGUGAUGGAAACGGGGAUGAGAGGAUGGGAAUGACCCCCCUCCACUCCCUGCUGGGGGGGAUUCCUGCUGAACCCCACGAGCAGCACCCUCGCAGGAAGGCUCCUCAUUUCUCCAGGGAUUACCAGAAACCCAUCGUGGACCUGCAGCUCCAGAUGGACUCCACAUCCCAGCCCAGAGAGGAUCCCAGCAGCCAGCUGCUCAUCCCCCUGUGGACGCUGCAGGUGGCAGAGGAUGAAGGCAUUGCAAGUGACUGUGGCAGUGACAGUUUUACAGAAGAGACACUGCCCGACUCCACCGUGCUCAGUGAGGCUUUUGAGACUUCAAACACAGAGGAAAAACAUGAUCCAAAGUUUCAAUUCCCAGGCUACGAGCACUCACAUUACUUGGGAAGGAUCUAAAAUACCCAGCAGGUCUGGGGAGUGCCUGGAAAAUGCUGGAGAGCUCCAGAUAUCCAAGCAAGAGCCCUUGAACAAGGACAAAACGAUGUCUGGCCUAUCCAGGCAAUGGCUUUAGGGACACAAAAAGUGCAUUUUAUUGCUAAGUCACCUCUGUCCUGUCACUGUCCUUCUGAGAAGGUGCCAGCCAGGGGUGAGGGAGGCAAAAGCACAACCCAGCCCUGGGUGGAACCAUCAGCUGGGGCCUGAAAAUGCAGUGUUGUGCCUGCAUGUGGAUUUGGAGCAGACUUUGAACUGCUUUGUGUCACCUUUAUUCCCUGUAAGAAUAUUUUUUCUUAUUUUUUUCUUUAUUGCAGAGCUUGACUGGAAGUUCCUUACAGAGAUAUUCAGCAAGAUCUGG